Molecule: messenger RNA, 5481 nt
Organism: Macrosiphum euphorbiae (potato aphid)
Lineage: Eukaryota; Metazoa; Arthropoda; Insecta; Hemiptera; Aphididae
Source: the annotation of a GenBank genome assembly
AUGUGGGAGGAUUCUAGAAUGUUGAUACUUUUUUUGAUCUUCUCAUUAGUCGUCUGCUGUACAUGUUCAGAAUUUAAUGUUUUUAAAGAAAAAGAAUGUAGCAAAUACGAAUUCAACUGCGGGAACGGUACUUGUAUCAAUAAGACAAGACUUUGUGACGGCAUUGAUGACUGUAGGGACAAUGGCGCUGACGAAGACGACUGUGAUACUGGCAAAAAGCCUUGCCUGGCGCCAGAAUACUUUGAAUGCGAUAGCAAGAAAAAAUGCAUUCCUAAGGAAUUUGUGUGUGAUAAGUCGGACGAUUGCAUCGACAAGUCUGACGAAAGUCAUUGUAAAGAGACGUCAUCGUCCCUGACGCAGUCAUGUCGGGAAGGAAAAUUCAAAUGCUCCGAUGGCACUUGCAUUCCAAUGGCUUGGCACUGUGACACGGAGAUUGAUUGCCACGACGGUAGCGACGAAGACGGGGAAAAAUGUAGAUACACGGCAUUGUGUAUCUCUGGUUAUCUGUGCAAAAAUUUCAAUUGCGUUUCAAAGGCGUGGAGAUGUGACGGAAAAGACGACUGCGGAGAUGGUUCAGACGAAACCCAUUGCGAUAUCCAACUGGUUGAGCCAGAAAAAUGUUUAAUUGAAAAUCGUAAAUUUCUAUGUCACGAUCAUAAAAAAUGUAUCGAUGUCAAAAAUGUCUGCGAUUACAACAAUGACUGUCUGGAUGCAUCGGACGAAGGCGGUCUUUGCAAUAAUAAAACUGAUAUCAAAAGUGAAUGUAAUUCAAUGAAUUGUUCUGCCGCAUUUGAAUGUUUGAGAAAGCCGCAUGGCGUCAUGUGUGUGUGCCCAAAAGGAAUGCAUUAUUUAAAUAAUAAAUGUUCUGAUAUCAACGAAUGUGAACAAUAUGGCAUUUGUGAUCAAGUGUGUCUGAAUUCGGAAGGUUCAUAUACGUGCUCCUGUGAUCCACAUUAUGAACUAGUAGAUAAUCAUAAGUGUAAAAUAAAAGGCCCAAAUCCGGAAUUAUUAUAUUCAUCACUACGGCAAAUAAAAGUUUUUAACUUGGAAUUACUUCGUAGUUAUACUUUGAUUGAUGAUUUGCAACAUGUCACUGGAUUAGCUGUUGAUGAAUUAACUUUAUAUUGGACACUUUAUUUGGAUGGGAACUCAGCUAUUGUAAGAGCAAACAAGUCUGAGCCUAAACCAGAAAUUAUUGUCGACUCGGGUCUUGGAUCGCCUGAGAAUCUAGUUAUAGAUAUUAUUACACAUAAUUUGUACUUCACCGAUGCCAAAAUGAAACAUAUCGGAGUGUGCAAUAAUGAUGGUUCAGUAUGUACAGUUCUUCAUAAUAAAAACAUAGACAAACCAAGAGCAGUAGCUGUUUCACCACAAGAUGGUCUCAUGUACUGGACAGAUUGGGGUAAAAAUCCAAUGAUUGGCCGUUCUGGUAUGGACGGGUCAAGACCACAACCGUUUGUUACACAAAAUAUACACUGGCCAAAUGGUGUUCAUGUUGAUUAUGUCGGGAAAAGAAUUUACUGGGUGGACGCUAAGAUGCAAUUUAUUGAAUCCAUUAAUUUAGAUGCAACUGAUCGAAGGGUAGUUGUAACAGAAUAUGUAGACCAUCCAUAUUCGGUUACUGUGUUCGAGGAUAAAUUGUACUGGAGUGAUUGGUCAAGUAAAGAAAUAAAAGUAUGCAACAAGUUUACGGGUAAAGAUAGCAAGACAUUGAUACGUGAAAAUAAGAACAGAGUGUAUGGUAUGCAAAUCAACCAUCCUUCGCUCUUUGAGUCUCAAAUGCCAAAUCCCUGUGAACAAGGAAAGUGCAGUGAUAUAUGCUUAUUAGCACCGAAGACAGAAAUCAAUUCUAAAGGAUACUCGUGCGCUUGCCCCGACGAUAAAAAACUAUCAGAAGAUGGAAUCUUUUGUAUCACCAUUGCCAUUCCUCCUACACUCAUUGUGGGUACACCAACAAGUAUUAUAGAAAUUGAGCAAGAACAUUUAGGCCGCCAAAAAGCAAAGAAAAUAUCAUUGAAAAAUGAUUUAUCUAGCAUAUCCGCAUUGACUUAUAAUUCAUUAUCUGGUGACAUCAUCAUCUAUGACUCAAGGUCUAAGAAACUAUUCACCUUCGAUUUUGUUAAGAUGAAAUUAUCAGAUCUAGAUGUACCAGAAAUUAGUUCCAUUUAUUCCCUUGAAUUUGACAAUCAUGGAAACAACUUAUACUGGUGUGAUAGGACUAGAAAAACAUUAGAUGUGUUAAGUCUCUCUACAAAAACACACACCACGAUUUUCAAAGAAAUUGAAGGUCAUAUCCCAUUUGCCGUUACUUUAGUUCCAGAUAAAAGCUUUAUGUUUGUAGCUAUGAAAGAAGAUUUACAUAUACAUAUUGAUCGAAUUGACAUGGAUGGAAGUAUUCAGUCUCUAGUACAUAUGGUGGAGUAUGGAUUGACAGGAGAUGAAAUUGCUUUACAUUUUGAUAUGAUUACAAGACUGUUGUAUUUUACUGACUAUAAAAAUGGCAUUAUUGAUAGUGUCAGCGAAGAUGGAACGGAUAGAAGAAUUAUAAAAAAAGCAGGAUUUGUAAGAGAUAUUGUUUCAAUUGGUUAUGACAUUGUUUGGGUAUCUGAGGGUUCGAAAAUUUUAAACUGGAUUGAUAAUGUUGAUGAAGACCGAGCAUCUAGAGCUCUUGAUAUAGAUAAUUGGAAAACUGAUUCAAAUUUAUAUUUAACCGUAGCAAAUGGAAUUAGCAAAAAUAUCCAACACCCAUGUCAACAAAAUAACGGUGGUUGUAGUCAUAUAUGCCUUUUAUCUGAGAAAGGAAAGGUUUGUGGUUGUCCACCUGGAUUAGUUUUAUCAAACAAUAGCCUAAAUUGUACAUCACUAGGAGAGUGUAAAUCUGAUGAAUAUCGUUGUUAUACUGGUGAAUGUAUUUCAUCUCAUUCCCGAUGUGAUUUUAAAAAAGAUUGUCCCCGUGGUGACGAUGAAGACGCUGUUAAAUGUUUGCAUUAUACACCAAACUCAUGUCCACAAUCUCAAUUUUUAUGUCAUGAUAAAACAAAGUGCUUGGAUAAAAAACAUAUGUGUGAUAGUGUUAAAGACUGUAGUGAUGGUUCAGAUGAAAUGGAUUGCUUCCACAAGCACACUUGUGAUUCAACUACAGAAUAUCAUUGUACAUCUGGAGAGUGUAUACAGCGCAUAUUUUUAUGUGAUGGUAAUCCUGACUGUAUUAAUGGACAAGAUGAGUUAAAUUGUCUGAGCCAAAGUUGUAAUAAUAUUACAGAAUUUAGAUGUAAUUCUGGAAACUGUAUACCUGUAACAUGGGAAUGCGAUGGCGAGGUUGAUUGUUUUGAUGGUUCGGAUGAACACAAUUCAUGUGCUACCAAAAAAUGUAAAGAUGAUCAAUUUUCUUGCACUAAUGGCCGAUGUAUAUCACAUAAAUUCACUUGUAAUGGUAAAGAUGAUUGUGGUGAUAGUUCCGAUGAAAAUGGUUGUUUGUCAAAUCAUGCAUACAUGGCAAAAAGAGUUUCAAAAGUGUGUAAUGAAAAAACAGAAUUUGAAUGUGAAAACACAAUGGGACAUUGCAUAUCGAUCAAGGCUAGGUGCAACGGCACAUCCGAGUGCAGACAUUUAGAGGAUGAAUUGAAUUGUGGAUGUCAAAAAUCUCAUUUUUUCGAAUGUCAGAAUAAGCGUUGUGUGUUGAAAGAUUGGUUAUGUGAUAAACAUGAUGAUUGUGGCGAUGGGUCUGAUGAAAGUCAAAAGGCGUGUGAUAUGCUUUCUGAACAUUUAUCGAAUUCAGUCGUUUCAUCAAAAGACUGUGAUGGAUAUUCAUGUAAGAACCAAGAAUGUAUACCUCUAGAUCAAGCUUGUAAUAAGAAAAUCAAUUGUAAAGAUGGUUCAGACGAAGGAGAUCUUUGUGGUUUAUCUUGUAUACACAUGGAUUGUUGUCAUACUUGUCAAGAAACUCCAAAAGGUGGGAAAUGUACAUGCUAUCAUGGCUAUAAACUUGCACAAGAUGGUAUAACUUGCAGAGAUAUUGAUGAAUGUGAAGACAACAAUUUAUGUACUCAAUAUUGUACAAAUUCAGAUGGUUCAUAUAGCUGUAGUUGUUUAAAUACCGAUUACAUUUUGCGUGCAGAUAAAAGUUCCUGUAAAGCAAUUGGACCCACAAUGGAUUUAGUUUAUUCGAGUGUUGAUGAAAUUAGAAGUACUUCAGGAGAUAUUAAAGAAUCAAAAUUACUUUUUUCGGUGCCAGGAAUGACAAUAUCGAGCCUUGAUAUAGAUAUUAGAAGAAAUCUUAUUUAUUGGACAUCAAAACAAGCUGGCGUCCUUGUUUGUAUGGAUAUGCAACAACAGCAUAAAGUUUACAUGACAGAUUUGUUACACCCAACUUUAGUUCGUAUUGAUUGGUUAACAGAAAACGUUUACUUUGUACAAAAUUUUAAAGACAUUGUUGUGUGUUAUUUAAAUGCUAAACGUUGCGCCACUAUAUACAGUGGAAACAUCCAUACAACAAUUAUGGCUUUUGAAAUUGAUCCUCGUUCCGGAGUGAUGUUCUGGUCGGAAACCAUAUGGGCAGUAUUUUCAACACCAACAACUGUUAUUAGGAAAUCUGAUUGCAGUGGAUACAAUGUAAAAACUAUAAUCCAUCAAGGGUUACAGUAUGUUACUGAUUUAGCUAUAGAUCCAAUCAAACAUAUGGUCUAUUGGGUCGAUCAAGUUAAUUCAACAAUCGAGAGGGCUAAUUACGACGGAACUAAAAUAACUGUGUUGGUCAAUUCGAUAGAACAUUUGCCAGAGAAAAUAUCAUUGCACGAAGACAAACUGUUUUGGACCAACCAUGAAACCGGGUCGUCUAUAUUUAAAUGUAAAGUUUUCGGUUCUGAAAAUGUCCACUGUGAGUCUGUUCCUGUUCAAGUGUUUGCUACCAUCGAGACAUUCAUGAUAAGUCAACAGGCCAAACAAAGAAAUGGAUCAAAUGUUUGUAUUGAUGUCGAUUGCGAUUUCAUUUGUACUUCUGGAUCAAAAGGACCGAUGUGUGUUUGCGGAGAUGGAUCUCAAGUCGAGCCAGGCAAUAUUUGUGAUGAUGCUGGUCAUAGAAAAUUGCCUGUUUUUAAAGACUUGGACUACAAAAAAAAUAUGAUUUCAAUCUAUAUUUCUAUAUUUUUAAUUGUAAUGUUGUUAUUAGCGAUGUUAUAUUAUUUUCUAUUCUAUUCCAAAAAUAAAUCUUUGAAUCAGCUUGCAUCUAGAUUAUUUCAUCGGCCAUUAACAACUGUCAUCCAAGUAAUUGACCAGAAAGAAGAUGAAAUAAAUUCAAGAUAUAAUGUUUAUGAGAAUCCUAUGAACGAAGAUGGGUUAAUUAAAGACCAUGCUUGUGGUAGUGAAAUUGUCUUGAACUAUGAUAGUGCACGUUACGUUAAUGCUAACUGCUCAGAACCUCCACACAACUCGUUUUCAGAGUACGACGAGAACGAGAAAAAAAAACUUAUUAUGGUUUUAUAA